Messenger RNA from Cololabis saira (Pacific saury), 8677 nucleotides. RefSeq names its product solute carrier family 45 member 4. Lineage: Eukaryota; Metazoa; Chordata; Actinopteri; Beloniformes; Belonidae. The transcript has 16 exons. Gene Ontology annotation, biological process: transmembrane transport. Gene Ontology annotation, cellular component: membrane. The record is from RefSeq and is a predicted model, not a curated record. Gene Ontology annotation, molecular function: sucrose:proton symporter activity. Bases 1128 to 3794 code for a protein of 888 amino acids.
CCUGGCUGGAGCGCUGGAGCAGCGGGUAAACAUAUGCAACGAGAGCUGCUGCGGAGGACAGCGACUCUCCCCCCUCUCAGCGAAGGAAAUAGGGAGCCAGAGAGGCUGACACGACCUGGCAAGGUACGACAUCAGGGCUUAAGAUUGCAGCCUGGGCCAAACACAACGUCUCCGAGACAUUUAUGAAGCUUUCAAUGCCUUUUGAUUGAUCAGCCAAUCGAUGGGGAUUUUCAGAGGAGCUCCGCCUGCCAUUGCCACCUGCCCUCCUCCUCCUCCCCCCGCCUGCUGCAGCGUCUCGCUCGCCCCCCACACCGUCAUCCAGCCCUCCAUCCAGCCCUCCAUACAAAAAAUGACUCUGGAACUCACCGAGUGGUCUUCUAUAUGGAAUUUUACCGCUUGUAAUAGACAGUAGAAAGAAACAAAGAGAGGGAAACCUCAAUGACAAAAAAGCCAUAAACACCCUCUCCACACCCACACACGCACAUACACACACACACAAACGCACAGCCACACUCAGCAAAACCAACAAACCAAAUAAAUCUUGACAGUUUUCUCGGCAAGAUCUCACACACCACAACAUAAACACACAACUAUACAAAGUCACUCUUGGAAUGUACUGCUUCUGUGAAAUUUAAACGGCUUCCUUUUAAUUUUUUUUUUAAUUCUCUACAAGCCCUGGGAAAACUGGUUUCCUACUGUGGAUAGAAAAAAAAGAGGAUUAAAUUUUUCUUUUAACUUGUUUAGAGGAGAUCUGAUAGGUGAUUUGGUUUUUUGUCUUCACAACUUUAGAAGAUUUGGAGAUUACAUUUUUAUUUAGCGUUAAUUGCCUUUAGCAGGAAGUUUUAAUUGCAUUACCUCGAAUACUGAAAGACCCUUUCAGCUUUUAAUCUUACUGUAAGUAAGGAUCCAUCAUAUCUAAAUAUCUGGUAUAUUACCUAAAGAGCCAGCCAGUGAAAUCUACUGAUUGCAGAUUGUAGCCUGUAAUGAUUUUGAUGAAGUUACUUCAAGGAAGUCACUACUAGUUGUAAAGUAGUACAAGUGAGAGAUUACUAGAUUUUGGAAGCAGAGAAUUAUUUUUUCUGGCUUUGUGCGUUAGGAUUGCGUGUGCUUCUUUCCCUGUUGCCUGCAUGCCCUCCACCAUGCCUCCCCAGAACACAGAGGCUGAUGCUGUGCAGGUCGGGUCUCUGGCCGGUGGGGUUAAAGCCGGAAAGUCAUCGGCAUCAGGCCCCGAGGAGGACACGGGUGGAACGGGCGGCGAGGCGGAUGGAUUGGGGGCUGGAGGGGGAGGGGGUAAAAGUGGAGGAGAAGAGUCAGCAAGCGAAGGAUCGGUGGAGGGGAUCCCUUUAAAGAAAUGGGUGAUGCACGGCGCCGUGAUGUUUGGCCGGGAGUUCUGCUACGCCAUGGAGACGGCGCUGGUGACGCCUGUGCUGCUGCAAAUAGGUCUUCCAGAGCAGUACUACAGUCUGACGUGGUUCCUCAGUCCGGUUCUCGGCCUCAUCUUCACCCCUCUGAUCGGCUCGGCCAGCGACCGCUGCACGCUGCGCUGGGGCCGGAGGAGGCCGUUCAUCCUGGCUCUCUGCAUAGGAACGCUGAUGGGAGUGGCGCUGUUUCUGAACGGAUCAUUGAUAGGUCUGUCAAUGGGUGAUGAGCAGGGGAGACAACCGAUUGGGAUAGUUCUGACUGUGCUGGGUGUCGUGGUGUUGGACUUUUGUGCGGAUGCAACGGAGGGACCAAUCAGAGCGUAUUUACUAGACGUGGCAGACACGGAGGAACAAGACAUGGCACUCAAUAUCCACGCUGCUUCUGCAGGUCUCGGCGGUGCGGUCGGGUAUGCGCUCGGAGGGUUAGACUGGACGCACACGUUCCUCGGCGUGAUCUUCAAGUCUCAAGAGCAGAUCUUGUUCUUCUUUGCCGCCAUCCUCUUCUCCAUCUCUGUGACGCUCCAUCUCUUCAGCAUUGAGGAGCAGCAAUACUCGCCACAGCACGACAGACUCGACCGGGAGAGUUCAGAUUCCGCACAUCAACAGCCAUCGGCCAACGGCCGGGCUGGACUCCUCGCUCCUAAGCUGGAAAUGAUUGGAGAAGACGAUACGGUGGAGAGCUUUGACUUCUACGAUCCUUACGGAGACGACCGUUCAGAGCGCGGUGACAUGGACUUUCUGGAGGUGGAGCUUGUAAGAAGUAAGAGUGACAGCGUUCUGGCCAUGGCAGACACAGCUCUCGACCACCUGGAUCACGAUGCAAUGUUUUUGUGCCACAUUGAGCCGUCUAUCUUUGCCGAUCGCCUCUCGCCCUACCAAGGCUCGCCCCCUAGGACUUCUUCCGUCUUCAACCCCAAUCACAGCAGCUCCCGCCCGCGCCUCGCCAGCAUCAGGCGCAGCAGCAGCACGGGAAGUGAAGAUUUGCUCCGCCCCCACAACGCCAACCAUCCCACACAAGCUCCCGGCCUGAAGAUUUCCCGCCUCUCAGCUUUCUUACAAGAAAUGGAAAAUGACGAUGGGCAAGAGGCGCUGCUGAACAACCAGCUGAAUGAGCAGCGGACUCUGAACGGACGCCUGCUGGCCAGUGUGACCAACCCUGACGGAGGAAGCAGCCACGGCUUGAGCUCUAAAGGACAGGCACAUCGCGCUGGCAUGGUUAAAGCUGCCAGUACCGGAGCUCCCAUGCGGCAGCCGCGCCACCGCCACACCUUCUACCGCCAGCCGUCCUGCACGUUCUCCUACUACGGCCGGGUGGGAAGCCACCGUUACCGCUACCGCCGAGCCAACGCCGCUUUCCUGAUCAAGCCAUCUCGCAGUAUGAACGACCUGUACGAAGUGGAGGCCCGACACAGGAGGGGGAACAGACAGAGAAACAGACACCGCAGCGGAAACACUAACUCCUCCAGCGGGGACACGGAGAGCGAAGAGGGCGAGGUUGAGACCACGGUGCGGCUGCUGUGGCUCUCCAUGCUGAAGAUGCCUCCAGAGCUGCUGCGACUCUGUGCCUGUCACCUGCUCACCUGGUUCUCCAUCAUUGCAGAGGCCGUGUUCUACACCGAUUUCAUGGGACAAGUCAUCUACGAAGGGGAUCCUACGGCUCCUGUUAACUCAACAUCAUUGGAGAAUUAUCACAGAGGAGUCCAGAUGGGGUGUUGGGGGCUGGUUAUAUACGCCAUGACUGCUGCUACAUGCUCAGCUAUUCUGCAGAAAUAUCUCGACAACUUUGACCUGAGCAUUAAGGUGAUCUACAUUCUGGGGACACUCGGAUUCUCUAUUGGAACUGCUGUCAUGGCCAUCUUUCCUAAUGUGUACGUUGCUAUGGUGAUGAUCAGUAGCAUGGGCAUCAUCUCCAUGAGCAUCUGCUACUGUCCUUAUGCUCUCCUAGGGCAAUAUCAUGAGAUGAAGCAGUACAUCCAGCACAGUCCUGGUAACUCCCGCAGAGGCUUUGGCAUCGACUGUGCCAUCUUAUCCUGUCAGGUGUACAUCAGUCAGAUAUUGGUGGCCUCAGCUCUGGGGGCCGUGGUGGAAGCUGUGGGCUCUGUGCGUGUCAUUCCCAUGGUGGCCUCCGGGGGCUCCCUGCUCGGAUUCUUCACCGCCUGCUUCCUGGUCAUUUACCCAAAUCCACACAGUGGGGAGGGAAACUCAGCCAAAGCUUCAGAGAAACGAGCUUUGACCAAGGUGGAAAACCCCAACAACAGUGAAGGGGCCGUUACCGUGGUGAUAGAGAAGCCCAGCUUCCUGAAGCUCAUCAAGGGGGACAAGGCCGCCACCACCACCUCUUCCCGUCGCUCGGAAAACGAGUCUGCUCUCUGAUCGGCCGGCUGAAUUUCUGCAGAAACAACACACACAUUCACAGCCUCGACCCGGAGUUGCUGCGCUCCAAGUGUCUGCAGCAAACCAGUCAACUUGCUGUGGGACCAGUAUCAACACCAGACCAGUGCAUCAAAAUGAAAACACCGCUGGUCCCAGUCAAUCAGUCAAAUUCCUUCCACUUGAGCCUGCAUGGACAUUUUUUUGUUCCAACAGAGACAUCCAGGAGUGAGUGAUUUGUUGAUCAUGGUUUUAAGGCGAUUUGCGUCCAUCUCUCAGGGCCCACAGGAGACACUGAGCAGCCUCCAUGACAGGAACCUUCUACACACACACAUCUCCUCACUGUGGAUUCACUACAACUGGAUGAAAAGCUGAAAAAAACCCUGCUGAUGAACAUUAGUCCUUGAGGCUGCAAUCAAUUUAAAAAAGAAAAAAAAAUGCUGAAAACCCGGUCUUCCUGACUGCAGAGUUCAUUUGAUCCAAUCUCUACUUUGUGAUGCUGGAGCUGAUUUGUUUGUCCUGGCGUCUCCAGCGGAGGCACCAACGUACGCGUAACAACACACUGUUACAGCACUCUGCAACAGUAGCUUUAAGACUCUAAAAACUUUUGGAUGUGACUGAGCUCAAAACCCGAGUCCUGGGGGAUUUUAUCAACCGUGAAUGCCCCAAUCCUGAUUGCAAAUGUUUUGCUUUUGCCUUCCUAUACAUGACAGGAGUGCUGAAACCUUUUAUUUAGCCAUAAAUGCAUGGCAAAUGUGAAAAUAUACCAGCUAUUAUGGUUGGAAAUAUUUAACAAGAUGUGCAAAAACGGUAAAAAAAAAAAUAGAUAAAUACAUCCUUAUCAUGGUGAAAUUCCACACACGAAAAAUCGAGAUGCAUCAUGUGCAGUAUGCAGGGCAUUACAAUCCCAAAUAUCUUUCUUUUUUUUUUUUAACUCUGACUUUACAAGGACAUUUCUGUUUGUUUUGACUAAUCACAACUAAACUAUAUGCUGCAUGUUAGACGAGCAGAACAAAAGAUAAACCAAACUUUCUUUGAUUUUCAUAAAUUCUGCUAGCACAAUGUUUGUCACUAACUGCACGUUUUGCUGCAAAAUGAGUGAUGCAGGGAUCAGUGAGACGACACAUUUAUUUGAAAUUUCUUCAGAGGCUUUUCCAGUUUGGAGUUUCAUUUGUCGUAGGACUUCCAGUAAAAGUAAAAUAAAACUCUUAUGGUGUUGAGAUUUAGCAGCAGUUUUAUGCUUGUUGUUUAGGCUUCACUACAGGGUUGUGGUCCUAUUUUGUGGUUUUUCCACUUAAAUGGGCCAAGCGUAAUCAAUAAAGAGAAGAAGAACAGAGUACUUUAUAGGGUUAGAGGAGGUUAGAGAAGGGGAAGGAGAUUUUUUUUUUUACUCUCUGAGAAAAUAGUUUUUUGUGAAAUAUCCUGAUUGUUGCUGAGAAUUUGAUGAACAGAAUGACGCAAGUCACCAAACUGGGAGACAGUUGGGUGUGUGGAUGUGGGCAAGUUUGGGCUACAUGAUGACACAUUUUGCUGCAUUUGAUACGUGUGGUUACCUUUUAAUUUGGAUGAAAACCAGUCCUGGUUCGGUUUCAGCAUUUAACGACUUAAAUUAGCAGACUUGGAUCAACUUUGAAAUACCAUUCAUAGUUUACCGGGGCCAAAUCUCUUGGAUUAGGGGCCUUGAUGGGGCCACGCUGUUCUUUCCACUUCUAGUUCUUGGUUUUUUCUUCUCAAAGAUUGUUGAGUAGUUUUUUAGUGGUCCUACAAACCCAGACAGUUUGUAACUUAAUGAAGCAGUCCGCUGAGAGAGCUGCAACUUUAAGGGAGCAGAAUAAAACAGCCAUGGCUGCAUCUGCAGGACAAGCAGCAGUGUGAUGGUGAACGAUGAAGUGAAACUGCUGAGUUUAGCUUUACAUACUGUAGCCCUGCCGACAUCCAGACACAGUGGAAAGAAUAGAACAUGUUUAAAAAGUAGGGGAUAUACAUAGAUUUUAAUGAAAAAUAAUCUCCUAUAAGCGCUUCCACUGCAAAAACUCAAAAUCUUACCAGGAAUAUUUGUCUUAUUUCUAGUUAAAAUGUCAAAUUUUUUGUAAAAAAAAAAUCUCAUUACACUUAAAACAACAGUCAUUAACAGAAAAAUAACUUAUUUGACAAUUUUCACCUGUUUCAAGUAAAUUUUCACUUGAAAUAAGUAGACAAAUCUGCCAGUGGGACAAGAUGUAUCUUCUCAUUACAAGCAAAAAAAUCUUUUUCUACUUAGUUUAAGUGAAAAUCUACUUGAAACAGGUGAAAAUUGUUGUUUGUUCCAGUGAUGAGUCUUGUUUUAAGUGUAAUGAGAUUUCUUUUGACUAAAAAUGAGACAUUUUAACUAGAAAUAAGACAAAUAUUCUUGUUAAGAUUUUUGAGUUUCUGCAGUGAUAUUGAUUUUAAAUGUACUGAGAUAAAGUCAAAUUAUCUUCAUCUUUUAGCAUCUUUCUUUGGCUAAUAAUCCUACUUGAAAGGUUAUGUGUGUUUGUUAUUCUAAUCUUUUCUUGCAAUAAUGGGCCAGUUAAUCAGCCAUGAUGGGGACUUAGUGAGGUUUGUUCUGGCGGUCAGGGUUGAUGGUUGUUUCCAGUGUGAGGUCCUUUUCCCCGUCUGCACAUAUUUAAGUCUGUUUUAGAUGAAACAUGCAGCUUGGGCUGAUUACAACGCUAAAAGAACAUUUUAUCGAAGUGUGCAAAAAUGUUUUGUUGGGAAACUUGCUUUAAGCUUUUAGAAGUCAAUUCACCCAGCGAGGUGAGUUCACGGCCUGGUUUUCACUGAUUACAUUCUCUCCGUGUUUUCAGGUACAUUCAGUGAGUCCUAGAGCAGAGCAGAGAGUGUGUUAUAAUAUUUUUCUUCCCGGGAUGAUCCUGCUCUGGCUUUAAUGCUGACGCAAAGGCAAUGACAGCGGUGUGGAAGUUCAGUCUGCAGACUUUUGGAUAUUCUCUUUAACCUCAAGGGCAAUGGCAUGGUCAGGUUUAAAAUUAUAGACAUUUUACAGUAAAAAGACAAGCAGGAAGGUGGAAAAAAACCCACAAAAGAGCAACAGGUUUUGCAUAUGACGACAGCAAUGUGCAUAUGUCGAACACCAAAGUAUGACUGUACAAAAUGCUUGAGCUCCUUUCUUUGUUGUUCCAAUAGGUCAGGGAUAUAUUUUCAAUGCAUGACUGGAUGUCUGUGUCUUUUUGUUUGACUUUAAACGUGUGAAAACAUGUGCUUUUUAAACCGAAGCGUUGCACUUGGUCUGGGUCAGUAUGCGCGAAUAGAAGCAUGUGAGUUCUCUAACAUUUUUGCACAAGAUCAGACAGCAUUUGUCACGUCGCUUUGCAAGACAACACACAGGUGAAUGGGAGCUGUUACAGCUGUUGACAUGUGUUAGGAUAUUGGAUGUGCUUCCAGUGGGGUCUUUGACCCAAGUCAAGCUCGGCAGAGCGUAGAACCGUCGCUCCGCAAAUACUUGAAGAGCAAUGUGAGUGUUUCUGCACCAACUCAGAGAGAAAGUCUUUGAUUUGUGAGUUUUAUUUUUUUUUUUUUUUAAUGCCCGAAGCCUCUUUUCUGAAUGUUCAGACAGCGCAGCUCCACGUUGGCACGCUGGGGGAUUUUCUGUUCUUAAUCUUUGAUUUCAUCUUAAAAGGUUUAUUUUUAAAAAGCCAAUGAAUGUGAGUUGAUUUCUGUUGAAAUCAUCUUUACUUCGAUGUCCGUCAAGCCACAGCGGGCAUCCUGACGUUGCACACAACUUGCACAUGGUUUAAGUUUAAAAAAGCAAACAAAACAACAACAAAAAAAACAGACUUGCAUUGCUAAAGACAGAAGGAAAGAAAUAAUUGGAUAUUUAUUUUUUUGAGAUUACGUGCCUGUAAAGGGCAAUUUUCACUUUGUUUCUAAACGAGUGGAGUAAAGAUAUUCUAUAUGCUGUUACAGAAGUGAACUGGAGUGUGCGUGUGCGUGUGCGUGUGCGUGUGCGUGUGCGUGUGCGUGUGCGUGUGCGUGUGCGUGUGCGUGUGUGUGUGUGUGUGUGUGUGUGUGUGUGUUCGUGUGCAUGUGUGUGUGUAAGUGUGUGUGUGUGUGUGUGUGUACAGUUAUCUCACAGCUGUUCACAUGCAAAGUAAAAGGUGUGUGUGUGUGUGUGUGUGUGUGUUAAAACCAUCAUCUCAGCGUUCACUUCUCUGGUUCUUGUUCUCUGUUCUUUGCAAUCACCUGGUUUACACUUAACUCUGGAAAUGUCGGCUACAAUACCGGAGGUUUAUUUACAGAUCUUUUUGUCUCUGUUUUCAUGUAGAAAAAAAAAAAUGUCUUGAUUUUUCUUUGCAUUUUAAUUUUGGGCAGAGCCACUCACGAGAGUAUGGCCUUUGCACUUUUUAGAGGCGGUCGUGUUGGCUGUACCGUCCCGAUCAGUGAGAGGAAAAACAUGAACGUGGACGACGUUUUCUUAUUUCCAAUCAGAACCGGUCGGUAGAAGCAGCACGGCGACUAUGCAGUUAGUCCAAUCUGUCUGAACUUUGCGUGCGCGGCUCUGCCUCAAGUGCUCUGUGUUCAUGGUAGAGGAGAGAGAUGCCUAUGUACUUUGAUUUCAAUAGAGAUUCAAUCAAAAAGAAUAUUUAAAGAAUGGGAAAGUAAAUAUACAGUGUACUAUAUUAAAAAAAUGCCUUGUUUAUUGAAAAAAUAUGUAAAUAUACAUAUAUGUCUUUUAGUUCCUUAUUUUAUGCUGCUAUAAAAAAAUGAUUAUUUUUUUAGUAGUUUUGUUUUCUAUAUAAAGUCUGUGUGUAUGUGUGCGUGUAUAUAUACAUAUAUAUAUGUAUGUAUAGAUACAUAUAUACAUGUGUGUGUAUGUAUAUGUGUAUAUAUAUAUAUAUGUGUGUAUAUAU